AUGAAAGGAGCAGUAUUAUAUAGUCUUGGAACACCAAAGUAUGCUGAUAUCGAUGAACCAGUACCACAAAACGAUCAACAAGUUGUAGUAAAGGUAUUGGCAUCGACCGUUAAGCAAUUAGAUAUCAGUAGAUCCAACGGUAGACACUAUUUGCCAUACAAAGAUUUCCCAUGUACUGUUGGUGUCGAUGGUGUUGCACAGUUGGACGAUGGUACUCUCAUCUAUUGUUGGGGUAUCACCGGUAUGAUCGCAGAGAAAGCGUUGGUCACCAAAGGAAAGUGGGUUGUCUUGGAUAAGGAUACCGAUCCAUUGGCUGCCGCUGCUCUGCCAAAUGCAGUUCUCGGUGCCGGUAUGGCAUUGAAGAUUCGUGGUCAAAUCAAAGAGGGGGACACCGUGCUAAUCAAUGGUGCCACCGGAUUCACAGGCAAGGCAGCCGUUCAAUUGGCAAAGAUCUACGGUGCCAAGCGAGUAAUCGCCACCGGACGUAACCAAGCUUCGUUGGACGAGUUGAAAAACAACUUGGGUGCUGACGAGAUUAUCUCUCUGGCACAGACAGACGAAGCUAUCAUUUCACAGGUCAAGAAGCUACAUGCUGAAUCACCGAUCAGCGUUGUCAUCGAUUACAUUUGGGGCAAGCCAGCCGAGUUGGUAUUGACCGGGCUGAUCGGAACUGGACACGACUACCAACAGGUUCGUUAUGUAUCGGUCGGUGAGAUGGCAGGACCAACCGUCAAUGUAAAGUCAUCACUUCUCAGAUCGACAGCAAUCGAAAUUCUUGGAUCCGGUCUUGGUUCAUUCCCAGCCGGUGCCAUCGAAAAGUUCAACGUUGAAAAUCUCAACUCAUUAUUACAAACAGUCAAGAGCGGUCAACUUAAACUUCAUCUCAAAGUGGUUGAUUUGAAAGAUAUCGAAUCAAAUUGGGGUGGACAGCCAGAUGAAGGUAGAAUUGUAGUAAAAAUCCAAUAA
Heterostelium album PN500 is the source of this 966-nucleotide messenger RNA. Its product is annotated as zinc-containing alcohol dehydrogenase. The record is from RefSeq and is a predicted model, not a curated record. The transcript has a single exon. NCBI's taxonomy places the organism in Eukaryota, Evosea, Eumycetozoa, Acytosteliales, Acytosteliaceae. Gene Ontology annotation, molecular function: oxidoreductase activity. Bases 1 to 966 code for a protein of 321 amino acids.